AUGACGAUCAACGCGGUGCUCGAGGCGGACCUGCGCUCCAUUUCCGCUGAGGCUCGCCGGCGAUUCCCCGCCGUGAAGGACGCCGCGGAACGUGGAAUCCUCAAGCUGCGUUCUCUGGCAGGUCCCGAAGCCAUUUCAAGAAGUGAUGAAUUAUUGCGAAUCUUCCUGCUGGCGUGCGACACAAGGCAGCCGCGGCUGUGCGCCUUGGGAUUGUCGUGCGUGCAGAAGCUGGUGGCCAACAACGCAGUGCCGCCUGCUGCCUUACCGGAUAUAUUGACCACGCUCAGAGAGCACGCGGACGGGUCAGAGGAGGCGGUGCAGCUGAAGGUGCUGCAGACAGUGCUGACAGUGCUGCAGUCGCAGCUGCACCCCAAAGAUGAGGAGAGCAUGGCCAUCAUCCUUGGCAUCUGCCUUCGCCUUGCAGGCAGCACUCGGCAGCUGGACUGUGUUCACAGCACGGCCACAGCAACGCUGCGGCAAGCCAUAGCGCUCAUCUUCGACAGAGCUGCCAGCAGCGAGGGCCUGCCGGUGCAAUCUGCCCCCCGCCAGGCCAACCGUGUGUGGAACACCUCCGAGCCGGGCGACAUCAGCCGCAUCGUCAUGGCCUCCAGGGCGACGGAGGGCGAGGGGGCGGGGCGGGGGGUGGGGGAGGAGCUGGAGACGGUGGUGCUCAAGGAGCGUGUGGACGACCUCUCACCCGCAGCCCGCAUGGGCCUCCGCCUGCUCGAGGAUCUCGCCGCUCUCGCUGCGGGCCAACAGGCGCAGUGGCUGCACGUGCCGUCACUGCAGCGCACGUUCGCCCUGGAGAUGCUGGAGUACGUCGUGUCCCACUAUGCCACGCUCUUCCGCCGCCUCACUCCCUACCAGCAGGUGCUGCAGCACAAGCUCUGUGCACUCGUGAUGACGUCACUGCGCUCCACAGGCUCUGAGGAGGGGGAUGUGGGCGAGCCAGGGUACCGGCGGUUGGUGCUGCGCUGUGUGGCCACUCUCGUGCGGCAGCACCACGCUCAGCUCACCACUGAGUGCGAGGUGUUUCUGCUGAUGCUGGUGAAGAGCGUGGACCAGGACCUGCCUCUCUGGCACCGCAUCCUCGUGCUUGAAGUGCUCCGGGGCUUCUGCGUGGAGCCAGGGACCCUUCAACUCAUAUUCAACCUGUUUGACAUGCAGCCGGGCAACAGCAGCAUAGUGGAGGAGAUGGCAGUGGCGCUGGCACACGUGGUGCAGAGCGUGCAGGUGCCGGACUCCAGUGAGGAGAGUCUAGCUGCAGUUGCCGGCAUGUUCAGCAGCAAGGCCAGAGGGGUGGAGUGGUCGAUGGACUUUGACUGGGCGGGCAACGCAGUGGUGGCGGCCAGUGAGGCGCACUCCAUAACGCUGGCGGUGGAGGGGCUGCUGGGCAUCGUCUUCACCAUCGCUCUGCUCACCGACGAGGCCAUGGAUGACUCACACCCGCACUCCGCCUCACCUCCCAAGUCCCCUCUCGCACCGCGCAAGCAACCUGAUGCUCAGACCGUUGCCCAGGGCGGUGGGGCUGCUGCAACAGACGGUGCUUCAGGGGUUGGUGGGCGCCAGGGUGAGGAGGGGGCAUCACCUGUAAGCCCUCCCUCCCCACGGGUGCCAGGCAAGCACCCUGCCUUGCUGGCUGAGUCCGACUCCCAUGCGCCCUCCCCAGGGCUCACUCGCGGCCUGCUGGCCCUGCUGGGCGGCAUGCAGGAGGAGGGCGAUGGGAGCGAGUGGGUGAAGAAAGGAGCUCAGGAUGAUGAGGAUGCGGAGAGCAGGGGCGGCAGUGCAGAGGGGCGGGUGCGCGGAGCACUGGAGGAGCUGUGUGUGCGCAUGGUGGAUGCCGUGUGGAAGACCGUCCUCGAUGCUCUCUCCAUCAUUCUUGCCCGGUCACAGGGCGAGGCUGUCAUUCUGGAGAUUCUUAGGGCAUACCAGGCGUUCACCCAGGCAUGUGGCGCGUUGGACCUGGUGGACCCGCGGGACGAGUUCCUCGCAUCGCUGUGUCGCUUCACCCUCGUCGCCUCGCCAUCCAUGACCACCAUGGCGCCCCCCGGCCAGCCCUUUGACUCCGACCGCUUCCAACUGCCCUCCUCCCCGUCAAGCGCGUACCUGUCGCCCAUGAGGUCGCUGGAUGCACUGCUGGGCGUGGAGUCACGGGGGGACCUGCUCGCCUCUACCAUGGGCUCCGCUGCUACCGCCUCUGCUGCUGCCCUGGGGCAGGGCGUGCCCGUGCUCACCCCCAAGAACAUGCAUGCCCUGCGCACCCUCUUCAAUGUCUCCCACCGCCUCUGCGCCGUGCUUGGACCGUCCUGGGAACUGGUGAUGGAGACUCUGGCUGCCCUCGACCGCACCAUCCAUUCGCCAUACGCCACCAGCCAGGCAUGUAGCAUGGCCAGGCAUGACGUAUCCACAUCAGCAUCAACGCCAUCAGCAGGGUCGCGCGGGUCCAAGGAGCUCACAGGCGCGCCCUCCUCACUGCAGUCCGACUUCUCCGUGCUCGCCACCCUCGAUGCACAGGUACGUAUGCCUGCCACCCUCGAUGCACAGGUACGUAUGCCUGCCACCCUCGAUGCACAGGUACGUAUGCCUGCCACCCUCGAUGCACAGGUACGUACGUAUGCUGCCACCCUCGAUGCACAGGUACGUAUGCCUGCCACCCUCGAUGCACAGCCAUUAGUCAGUGAGUUCACUUGUUGCCACCCCAUCCACCCCAUGCCGUCAUGCCACCACCACGACACUGCCCGCCACCAGCUGUUCCAGAGCACGGCCCACAUGGACACCCCAGCCGUGCUCGCCCUGCUGGCGGCCCUGCGAGUCGUGUCCAACCGCGCGCUGCACUCCGUCACCACCGGCCUCGGCAUCGCUGCCUCGGGCUCCUCUGCUGCUGCUGCCGCCGCUGGCACGUCUGCUGCUGCUGCGGCGGUGGCGUCUCCUCUCACCACGGGCGCGCUGCCGUCCACGCUCAAGAUGUUUGCCGUGGAGCGCAUGCUCUCUGUGCUCACCCACAACAUGCACCGUGAGUCCUCACCCACUCAACAAGUGCGGUGCAGCGUAUGA
This is a messenger RNA of Closterium sp. Naga37s-1, 3054 nucleotides long. The record is from the annotation of a GenBank genome assembly. Lineage: Eukaryota; Viridiplantae; Streptophyta; Zygnematophyceae; Desmidiales; Closteriaceae.